This is a messenger RNA of Suillus subaureus, 726 nucleotides long. Its product is annotated as microsomal signal peptidase 25 kDa subunit-domain-containing protein. Gene Ontology annotation, biological process: protein targeting to ER. The transcript is spliced from 4 exons. Bases 1 to 726 code for a protein of 241 amino acids. Gene Ontology annotation, cellular component: membrane; signal peptidase complex. NCBI's taxonomy places the organism in Eukaryota, Fungi, Basidiomycota, Agaricomycetes, Boletales, Suillaceae. The record is from RefSeq and is a predicted model, not a curated record.
AUGGCACCCCGAAAGGACGUUAAAGGACUUUCUCCAGCACCUUCAGCACCAGCGCGCCGUCCAAGUUCAGUUGUUUCUUCACUACCCGGUCCCUUGAGUGUAAGUGUCCCUCUGGAGGAGCGCGAGGUUGUCAAGGUCAACAACUACAGCCCGUCUGAGCUCAAGAAUGCGUGUGAUGAUGCCCUCAAACGGUACCUAUCCAGACCUGUUUUAUUUAAACAAAUACAUCUUCAUACCGAUGUGCGAUUGGCUUUGGGAUGGGCAGGCGUAUUCACAGCAGCAGCUACGGGACUUUAUGGGUGGAAAACUGACUUCGAAAAGUCGAAGCUAGGAGUCUGGGUUGGUUUCAUACUCUACCUCGUCCUCACCUCCCUUCAGACACUAUACUCCUACUUCGUGGAGGGUGAUACCAUCUUUGUCGGUCGACGGAAAACCUUCUCAAAGAGAAUAAUAACAGAACGGAUAACGAUUUCCUCGCGCACGCUCCCAGUGCCGUCCUCUAAAUUAUCUUUCAAGCCGAGCCCCACAAACUCACCAUCAUAUUCACUUUCCAUUAAUUAUGUACAGUCUACAUCAGGGGGAAAAUCACUACUUGCGAAGGGCCGAACACACGAAGCCAAACAGUACUCAGCCUUCUUCGAUGAAAAGGGCGUGAUGGCACAGGAGGUAUUUGAGCGAUGGAUCGGGGAGCUGGUAGAGGCAGUAAUGGAAGGAAAGGGAGCGUGA